CGUUUCAUUAGUUUUGCCUUCUUCUUGAGAGACUCUGCGGAAGCUAUUGGCUCCUUCUGAAACCUAAUUUGCAGAGAUGACGAACAAACCGUUGGAUUCACUACCUCCUACUGAAACCCUAGAGAUGGAGAAUGGAUUGUCGCUGGUGCCACGCGUUAGGCUUAAUCUCACAGUGUACUCGUCGAGCCAAGUUGUGACCAAACCCAUCGAUGAGUGGAAGAUGAAGCAGACGCUCAUAGACUUCCUAAAGAACUCGCUUUCUGUCUCCAUCACCGUCCCUGAAGAUGACCUCCAGAUCAGACGGCUCAAGGACCUCAAGAAGCGCAAGCGCGACGACCCUAUAGCUUUCGGUACACUGUUCAUUCGCAACCUGGGGUUUCUGAACAAGACCAGUAAGAGAAACGAUGGUGAGGAAGAAGAAAAUGACGUAAAGGAGUUGGAGAAGAAGUUCCUGGACUGGAGAAAGUACAUUGUUGAGAAAAUGGAUGGGAUUGAGCUCAAUAUCGAAGGGGUCAAGUACAAGCUAAACGUCGACGUUCCGGAGUCUGAUAAUUUUGAGGCCAUGAAGAAAGCUUGGGAGGAGUUUUACGCUUUUGGAAGUCGGGGGCUUUCGACGAGAGGGAGGCAAGAGCCUGAUACCAUAAUACUGAGGGGUGCUCCGUCACGCUGGUUUGCAGAGCCCCGGGUUUCUUCGAAGCCUUCAAUGCUGGUUACUCAUACCAUCUUUUCUACAUUUGGGAAGAUAAGGAAUCUUAAUGUUGCUGAGGACGAUGGUCUAGGUAAGGACGCGAACGAAGAUGGUGGGGACUUAAUUUCAGGUCUCCAUUGUAAGAUUGUGGUUCAGUUCGAGAAAUACCAGGACUUCUAUAAUACUUUCAAGGUGUUAUGUGGCCGCUCAUUCCAGAAGCAAGGAUCUCAAUUGAGGGCUGAUUAUGAGGUUACGUGGGACAAGGAUGGAUUUUUCCGAUUCUCAAGAAAUCAACCGCAUGAAAAUAGUAGCAGGAUACGGGAAACAGCAACAACACAGCACAGAAGUGAAGCUCCAAGGCAUCGGCAACACAUCUCUCAAUUCAGUUCCAACCAAGCUCCCCGCAAGAGGUUUAAGGUUAGAAACUAAGUGCGAAAAUAACCAAGUAAAACCAUUGGGCGGUCGAACAGGCUUUCUAUGUUUCCCAGAUGGGUCCAGCUAUAAUUGGUCCACUGGCCGAAACUCAAAUCAACUAGCAAAUCUUAUGUUUAUAUGGUUACCAUUUAUUUACCAAAAAGGAAACUUCACCUUACUUCAAGCCUUUUUGGUGUUCUCUCCAAUGGUGACAUAAAUGUUUCUGUUUGAAUACAGGAAUAGGGCAGUGGAUCUGAAAAUUCCUUAUGGAGUUGGGAGUUUGAAGUGUUGGAAUAUGGCAUGAGUUAAUGUAUGACAGAAAAGACUAAUCUUCAACUCUCUUAUUGGUUGGUGGACAUGAUGCCUUGCACAACAUCACAGCAGCACUUUAUUUUUUAGGAGUUGUUAAAUCGUACAUUCAAGUGGGGCAUUUCAAUCCUGAAAAGAGAAGAAGAAAUGUUUGCUAUUUGCUUCAUCAUCCUUUUUUUCCCCAAACGGUUUGUAAUGUAUCCUUGAUCUUGGGUGUAAGAAUUUUGAGUGUUUGAAUAGUAAGAAAUUGAGUAGAGAUGACUCUGUUGGUCGAUUUGCUUUGAUUUUAUUUGAAUAGUAAGAGAUUUGUAAGAACCCGAUAAGAGUUUAUAAUGUAUCAAGUCUUUAUAUGUUAAGAA
This is a messenger RNA of Prunus dulcis (almond), 1770 nucleotides long. RefSeq lists its product as uncharacterized. The coding region runs from base 77 to 1117 and encodes 346 amino acids. The transcript has 4 exons. The record is from RefSeq and is a predicted model, not a curated record. Lineage: Eukaryota; Viridiplantae; Streptophyta; Magnoliopsida; Rosales; Rosaceae.